CUAACACAAUUCCGUUGUACUUUGUAAGAACCCCGACAGAUUGAAAUGGUUUGGGAAGGAGUAUCCAUGUUGAGCUUCUGUUGCAAAAAGUACAACUUCAGUAGAGGAAUCAGAAUUUGGGCAGACGACGGUCGGAUGCAACCAAACUUGAAUGAACGCUUGCUGAAAUGGAAAAACAAUAUUAAGAUAAUAAUAUAUUGGCAUGAUAAUCCUAGAAAACACAUCGAAUAAGGCAAAUUAGACUUCCAAAGUCAAAAGGGAAAAAGUAUGCUAGCCAUAACCAAGCUAUGCAAUGGCAUUUUCAGUAUGCACUUGGUCAAUUGAGCAAAACUCAUAUGAUGAACACAAAAUAAGAAUACACUUUAACUAAUAGACAUACCAACUCGAUAUAGAAAGUGUCUUACCCCUCAACUAACUAAGCAAGCUACUACCUAACGUCUUAUGACACUACCAAACUGAUAAUUGAUGUCAAGGUGAUAAUUUGUUUCUUGCCAACAUUAGGAUCGACUACAAAAACAUGACAUGUUUAACUGAAAGAUGCAUACACAGAGAAGUGAUAACCUACCAACUCAAUUAUCAGAGUCAAUAAUAACCAAGCAGCUGUGAAAUUACCAUCUACCUUACUCUGCAGCAACAAAACAACAUGGUCUAUAGUGCAAUAUGUCUUGCUUCGUAUUAGGCCUGCAACACAUCACAUCCCAACUUAUUAUCAGAGUCGGUAAAGCAUGGAAUAAAUUUGAAACAACUCAACAGACACUCAUUGUUUCCCAUAUGCAUACAGGGGGUAAUGGUAUGGUCAGAUUAGGUGCGAUUCGCUACUCACAUUCCGCAAGAUAGUGGAACCAUUCUUUCUAAUAAAUGAGGCAAAAAGAUUCACGCAUUGCAUGAUGGAGUUAUAAAUAGUAGCAUGAAAUGGUCAUCCUAAGUGGGCAUCGAACUUGUAUAAAGACUAUGAGAGAAAUGAGGGCCACCAAAAACACCAGCAUUGCCUACUUAACAUACCAGGAUGAUCGUAAUUCAAAUCCUAUAUUGUAACCGGAAAAAAGAGGCAUCCCUUGUCAAAAGUAGCUCACAUAUGUAAUGUAAGAAACAAAGUAUCAUAAAUACGUAAUCCCACAAUGAUGUGCGCAUGAGAUUUGGGCAUCUGAAUUCACGAUAAGAAGCAACAAACCAUGCACAGAUAACCAAACCAAAUUACCUAUAAACUCUGACAUCCAAUAUUAGAAAGUAACGAAAGUGAGGGGGUUAGAGUAAAGGUCUUAAAUGGUGAAGCUAUUCUAUUGAAGUCGACUUUGCAACAUAGUCUACGGAUUGGACUUUGCUAUACAACCUCCUCGGAUUGCAAGGGAAGCAGCUGGUACAAACCCUAAUCGCAUAGAUCCGAGCCAAUUCCAACCCCAAAUCCAACCCGUUCAUGAGAAUGAAGAACCCUAAGCCCAACCAGACCACAAAGACACAGGGGUAUACCUGAACUCGAAGAACCAUCGACAAAAAACAAACUGGAAUUGGUACACAACCAAAGCCCCCAUAGACGAUUAUUAGCCAAAUAUGAAACUGAGGUUCUAAAUUCAAUUGGAUGAGAAUACAUAUACAAUAAUGGGAAGAAGAAUACCUGGAUACAAAGUUUUCGUCAUUAGCCUAAAAGGGUUCUGCCGUGUUCGCCAUUAUUGCGAGAGGGAGAGUUGAAAUGGGGAUUGACGAUCUGGUUCCAAAUAGGAGAAGAAGAAAUAAUCAGAGGGAACAGCUGCAGGGAAGAACUCGUGAAUCCCAAAUGCAGUCCGCUGUAGGGUAACAACCGCCCACCAAAUUGCGGUCUUGUUCUCCGAAACGCUUACAGAUCGAGGUCUUCUUCUCGAAGGUUGGGACAGGGAAAGGAAAAUGAUGAGUUCUCUCUCUUCAAUCGAAUACGACACUGAAGAGAGAUAAAUGGGAAACGCGUAAGUUUGGCCGGCUUGGAAAGAGAGAUGGUCCAAUUACUAAAUUACCCCUUUUGAAAAUGAAGGAGAGAGCAGAAAAUUUGAAACCCUGAAAAGUGUGCAAUAUAUUAAUGGUGGAUUUGAACCAUAGAUCGUAGGUGUGAUCCGAGCUUAACUAGAGCACACCAUUUCCUAGCACUCCUCACCGAGAGGACGGGGACAGUGCGCUAUUAUUAUUUUUUAUUUUAAUUGAUAAAUAAAUAAAUUAUGUAAUUACCAUCUUAUCAUUCAUUAAACUAGAUAAAUCUAAACCAUUAGAUUUUUAUGAGGUUCAAUAGUUGACAUUGGCUUAGUCAUGUGACUAAGAGACCCCUUAGUCACUUGAUUGUGGCCCUCCUCUUCACCCCACCACCACCAUUUGUGCGCCGCCGUCCCUUUAUGGGGUAAUUAGUAUAAAAGGUCACAAACUUAUAGACUUAGUACAAAACAGUCACAAUUCUUUGAUUUGUAAAAAAUUGGUAACAAACGUUUGAGCGAAUAUCAAAAUAGCAUCUUCGUCACUCUCCGUCAAAAAUAUUAAUUAAAAAUUCAAAAUAUUCAUUAAAAUAGUUACCCUGGCCCAAACCACUCAAACGGUAAGACCGGGAAAAUCCACUCGCUUCCCCUACCCCUGUCUGCAUCAACUCGACAUCGCUCACGCCGUUCCGUUUCCUUAGUCCACAAUCACCUGUCGCCGCCUGGUCGCCAUUCAACUGUCUUCGUCCAGCAUCCCCACCGAGAGAAGAUGUACAUCGAGGCAAAUUGAGAGGCACUGCCACUAGUUUCUUCUUUUCUUCACCGUCGCGCUUAUGCCCCUGCUCGACGAGAGUGAUAGAGAGAGAGAAAGGCAAAGGUCAAGGUAACAGACGAGGAGAGAGAGAGAGAGAGAGAGAGAGAGAGAGAGAGAGAAUGUGGAGUUAUAGAGGAAUUCAGGGGAAUUGAAUUGGUUGGGAUCAUUGUUUUUCCCUUCCCCCUCGGUUGGGAUUAUAGCUUUCUUCACCCCAUUACUUUCCCCUUACCCCUCCUGAUCUGGGAUUGAAUUGGUUGGGAUUGUUGUCAAUAAGGAAGGUGGAGUUGGAGAGGGAUUCAGGGGAAACAUAAAUUAGGUUUCUUAUUCAUCCACUGGUAGAGGAGGGUUGGAAGAAAGCUUUGGGCUGACUCAAUUUAGCCCUCCCCAUGUUGGCUGGAAUGGGCAAUGAAGAAGAUGAGGCAAUAGAACUGUUGUUUCAUCGAUGAAGCGACAGGAUGAAUGCCGCCGGCGAGGGGGUUUGAUUGGUGAAAUUGGGGUUUAGCGGUUUUUGACCAAUUUUUAACCGGUAUGAGUACUGGUUGGUUUUAGAUAUUAAAUUGGAGUUGUUUAUUAUUUGUUUUGAUGAGGUGGAAUGCUGACUAGGGAAAUUUAACAAAAAAUUGGAUGGAGAUUAACAGAAGUGACCAUUUCGUACAAAUUUAAACUUUUGUGACCGUGUUGGUACAAAUGAAAGAUUUGUGACCAUUUUGUACUAAGUGCAAAGAUUUAUGACCGUUUAUGAUAACUACCCUCCCUUUAUGUCUUGCUCGCCACCACCUCCCUCCUGCCCUAAAUAUUUACCAAAUCAAAGCCUAAUUAUGUCCGCAAACAUUCUCCUUCCUCUUCCAGUUCCAUCUCCCGCUGCCACCCAUGCGCAGCUUAGCUUCCCCAUGUCUAUCCUACGCCGUCUCGGCCCCCGCCAUCUAACCUCCUCUCACCUCCUCCAUCGAAGACGUCUCUCCUCCUUCGCUGCUGCCGCCGUUUCCCGCCAGGAUACUGCUGCUUGGACCCAAGCCCCGCUCUCCGAAAUCGAGCCCGUCGCCGAGUCUCUCUUCCACGUCAGCAUCGACGUCUCCGACCACCCUGACCUCGCCGCAUCCCACACGCUGCCUGGACAGUACCUGCAGCUCCGAAUCCCUGAGGUGGACAAACCUUCUUUUCUGGCCGUCGCUUCACCUCCUUCGUUUGCUGCAUCUAGAGGCGCGUUUGAGUUUCUGGUGAAGAGCAUCGCUGGCUCCACGGCCGAGCUCUUAUGCGCCUUGAAGAGAGGAAAUGUCGUGGAAUUGAGCCAUGUAAUGGGGAAAGGCUUCGGGAUCGAUCAAAUCGAGCCGCCUGAGAAGUACCCUACCGUUUUGAUAUUCGCCACCGGCUCUGGAAUCAGUCCAAUUCGAUCUCUCAUUGAGUCAGGGUUUGGUGCUAAACAGAGAUCGGACGUGAGGCUUUAUUACGGAGCCAGAAACUUGAAGAGAAUGGCUUACCAGGAUAGGUUCAAAGAUUGGGAGUCGUCUGGGGUUACAAUUGUGCCUGUGCUAUCACAACCAGAUAAUAGUUGGAGUGGUGAAGCUGGUUAUGUACAGGCUGCUUUUGCGAGGGCCACUCAGAUAUCAAGCCCAGCAGGUACUGGUGCUGUGCUUUGUGGCCAGAAGCAGAUGGCAGAGGAGGUAACCUCAAUUCUUGUAGCGGCGGGCGUUUCAACAGAUAAAAUACUGAAGAACUUUUGAUAUGGAAAAUGGUAUCAAUUCUUUGUUAUUGUAAGUGGCAACUGGCGAGUGGGUGAUGCAAUGGGGGUGAUGUUUUUGUCUCUCAGCUUAGCUUAAUAACACCAAUUUUGGUAGUUAUUCAUCUGCCAUAGAAUAUUGCUAGCCUUGGAAAAAUUCCGGACCUGAUUCCAAAGAGGUUAAAUGUAACGGUACAUCUCUGAAUCAUAAUACGAGAAAAAAGAAGGUAAUGUAUACACAGCAUAUUUAUUUGACAUUGGAUGUACAACUUGACUUCAUUUUUGCUAAAUAUACAUAGUCACUCUCAUAUUGUGGAUGUUGCAAGAGUUGCUGAUAAAAUCCAAAGUAGUGUUAUUUAGCCACCAUAUUUAAGGUCAUUUCGCGGGUUCAUUCGUUGAUAUGUCAUCAAAUAUAUUAUUAAUUUGUUCUUGGAGGAGAAUAUUGUCAUAUUAGGGUACCCUAAUAUUAGAUGAUGUGAAUGUUUUCGGUGUGGAAUAUAUUUUUAAUUUUUUUAUACUAUGAUGGUCAACACUCUUAGUCUUGAUUCCAUCCAAGUUAGACCAGACUGGACACAUAACAUAGACCAAAUCACCCCUAAUUACAUAUUCUUCUGGGUUUGUUCAGGGGAAAAUACCUUGGGUAUCACUUGAAUUUUUGAAACCAUACUACUUAUAUUAAUAUAGGACGUAGGGUAUCAUUGACGUCCUUCAAUUGAGCGUAUGCUCAUUUUUUGGUACUAUUAACUGACGACCCGAAUAAAAAAAUAUUUUUCACACAUUAGUGUUGAUCAUGGGUUUCAUAUGUGCUGAGUCACUUUUAGAGGGAAAAUUGGCGCCAAAUUCACCAUCCUUCCCUUUUAACUCAGACUCUCUUUUUGUCUUCCCAUUCUCUACCCCUGCCAACUAGGGAUGGCAACAAAACUCGAACCCACGGGUAGCCACCCGACCCAAUCCGGUCAACGUAGGUAAAAUUCGUGUUGACGGAUUUUGGGCCGGGUUUAGGUUUAAACCCGCUACACUAUUCAUUGGGUUGGGUUUGGGUUUAGGUAAACCCGACCCAUGGGUACCCGCCCACAUCCAUAUAAUUAAUUUUUUCAGGUUAUUUGCAAUAUAUCAAUCUUAAAUAACUAAUCUUCUUUAUGUUUGUGGAGACAUGUCUAAUUUAUUCUUUCAAAUUGUGUACAAUGAAGUUGAUAUUAUGGAGUGGAGAGUGAAGAAGUUUAGUUGACAAGGAGGAAAGAGCUUUCAAUUAAUCAUGUUGUUUAUAGAUGUUUAUCUUUAAUUUGAACAAUUUGUAUUGAUAAUUUCGGGUUUGCUUGUAUGCUCUAGAUUAGUGUUUUUUGUAAGGAUAUUUUUUAUGAGAAAAUUGAUGUUAGACUUUUAUUUUGAAAGAAAUUUGUUAUUGUAAAUUUUUUACCAUAAAAAUCCACGGGUACCCAUGAACUCGCGGAUACCCAGCGGGUUGGGUUGGGUUUGAGUUUUUCAAACCCAACGGGUUUUCGGCUCGAACAAUUUCUGGUCACCGGAAUCUUUGGCCCGCCGUCUGUGCCCUAAAAAUCGCCGGAAAAUUGUUCUAAACUUGAAAAAAUUGAUGAACCUGCUUAGUGAUGAUUCAUGGAUGCGUUUUCGUCGAUGUUCGGCUUUUCCGAUGAUUUUUCGACGAGCGUCUGAUUUUCUUUUCCAAUAUGAUUUGUGAGAGUUGGAUAAGUUGUAAGGAAGUAAAAAUUCUUUACCAAGAUGUAUGUAUAAAUGAUUUGAAUUAAAUUUUUUUUUUUUGCUGGCGGCAAAUAGCAUGUCCCAUCUAUUGACUGUUGCGUUUUACUUUUGUAAUCCACUGCCUAUUAGUAUCUAACGGGGGAAGAACAAGGCCCAUCAUGCCCAUGACAUGAGGGUAGCCCAGUUGUCGCCUGCAACCAUCUCACCACCGUGACCAGGACAAAUAAAAAGGUCACACCACU
Molecule: messenger RNA, 6420 nt
Organism: Linum trigynum
Lineage: Eukaryota; Viridiplantae; Streptophyta; Magnoliopsida; Malpighiales; Linaceae
Source: the annotation of a GenBank genome assembly